Molecule: messenger RNA, 827 nt
Organism: Puma concolor (puma)
Lineage: Eukaryota; Metazoa; Chordata; Mammalia; Carnivora; Felidae
Source: RefSeq, a predicted model, not a curated record
GGUCAAGUCUGAGGUGUCAGGACGUCCCUGGCCUCUCUCGUCCCUCCCACAGGUACGACGCCGGCCGGGACGGCUUCAUUGACCUGAUGGAGCUGAAGCUGAUGAUGGAGAAGCUCGGGGCUCCGCAGACCCACCUGGGCCUGAAAAACAUGAUCAAGGAGGUGGAUGAGGACUUUGACAGCAAGCUCAGCUUCCGGGAGUUCCUCCUGAUUUUCCGCAAGGCAGCGGCUGGGGAGUUACAGGAGGACAGCGGGCUGCACGUGCUCGCCCGCCUUUCCGAGAUCGAUGUCUCCACCGAGGGCGUCAAGGGGGCCAAGAGCUUCUUUGAGGCCAAGGUCCAGGCCAUCAACGUGUCCAGCCGCUUCGAGGAGGAGAUCAAGGCAGAGCAGGAGGAAAGGAAGAAGCAGGCGGAGGAGAUGAAGCAGCGGAAGGCGGCCUUCAAGGAGCUGCACAUUGCAGUGGCCCGAGCCCAGCUCCUGGCCCUAGGGUCCCCCCUGCCCCAGAGGGGAGGGCGCUUCUCUUUCGGCGAAGGGACCCAGGCCCUGGCACCCUGUGCUCACACGGAGACCCCGGCCCUCUGGGGCCCCGCCAGGCAGGGUGAGGGGGCAGCUGUGCCCAUCUACCUCACGGGCCCACACUCUGCCGGCCACACCGUGGAUCGCGGGCAGGGAAGGCUCUGGGGGCAGAAACGCCACCCCCUGGUCUCCCUGGAACAGCCCGAGGGGCCCAGGGGCUCUGGAGAGAGCAGGAUGGGCUGCGGCCAAGCCUGUGCCACCAGCCCGGUCCUGCGCAGCUCCCGGUGUGCUCACUUCCGUGUGUGCGUGUGA